Molecule: messenger RNA, 207 nt
Organism: Perkinsus marinus ATCC 50983
Lineage: Eukaryota; Perkinsozoa; Perkinsida; Perkinsidae
Exons: 1
Coding region: 1-207 (68 amino acids)
Source: RefSeq, a predicted model, not a curated record
AUGGUCAAUGAGACUUCGACUCAGUUCGGAGGCCAGCCCGACGGCUCGGAACUCAGCGAGAACCUCCUGCAGACCUAUGCGGAAGCUUAUGUUAAUCGUGUGUUUAUAAGGGGCCAGGACGACCAUUACAUCUCCCUCGAGCAGUUCAAGAAGUGGAUGAAGGAGCAUCUAAAGGAAGAGCCUCUGCCACCGCCAAUGAAUGAGUAA